GGGUACAUAACUCCAUGGUGAUGCAGUGAGUCUGUUGUGUAGACUGGAAACCAAAGUAAGGUAAACGGGGGAGGGUCGGCUACGGGGGGGCUUUCAGUGAGUUACAAUGCGUCUUUCAGGGUGUUGAACGGUCUCGGUAAACGAUGAGCCAACUUUGCCGGUCAUCUCGAAGCGGAAUGAGCCACUCUUGAACCCCGAAAACAAGUCCUUCCUGGCGGGGGAGAGCGAGAAUGCAGAAGCCGAGAGCCCUGCUCGCUGUUGUCGGCUUGACUGGGAAAUGGUAGCGUACUGUAGGAACCGCACUUGGAAGGAACAUGGUCGAGAGGAGCAGCAAAUUCUUGUUGAUCGUCGUCGGAUCCGUGUGUUUUAUGCUGAUUCUCUAUCAGUACGUGGCUCCCGGGGUGAUCAAUUUCGGCUCCCCGCACGGUUAUUUCACGGAGGAAGACGAGGGGGAUAUCUUCCCCACUCCGGACCCCCACUACGUUAAGAAAUACUACUUCCCCGUCAGAGACCUAGAGAGGACGAUUGAUUUCCAAAUCAAAGGGGAGGACGUGAUCGUGUUUUUGCACAUCCAGAAGACCGGGGGGACUACCUUCGGCAGGCACCUGGUCCAGAAUGUACGUCUGGAGGUCCCCUGCGACUGCAGACCGGGCCAGAAGAAGUGUACCUGCUACCGGCCGAACCGCAAGGAGACCUGGCUCUUCUCCCGGUUCUCCACCGGCUGGAGCUGCGGCUUGCACGCCGACUGGACCGAGCUCACCAACUGUGUGCCAGGGGUCCUCAACAAGAAGGAGAACAAACAGAAAAAUCUAAGGAAGUUCUACUACAUCACUUUGCUAAGGGACCCGGUGUCUCGAUACCUCAGCGAGUGGCGGCACGUGCAGCGGGGAGCCACGUGGAAAACCUCCCUGCACAUGUGCGAUGGACGGACCCCUACGCCCGAGGAGCUGCCCUCGUGCUACGAGGGCUCCGACUGGUCAGGGUGCACCCUGCAGCAGUUCAUGGACUGCCCUUACAACCUGGCCAACAACAGACAGGUUCGUAUGUUGGCGGACCUGAGCCUCGUCGGCUGCUACAACAUGUCCACGGUUCCAGAGAAGAAAAGGGCCCAGCUCCUCCUGGAGUCCGCCAAGAAGAACCUUCGAGACAUGGCCUUCUUUGGUCUGACAGAGUACCAGAGGAAAACCCAGUUCCUGUUUGAACGAACCUUCAGGUUGCGCUUCAUCAGGCCUUUCAUGCAGUACAACAGCACCCGAGCUGCGGGGGUGGACUUGGACAACGCUACGGUCCAGCGUAUAGAGGAGCUGAAUGAGCUGGACAUGGAGCUGUACGACUACGCCAGGGAUCUGUUCCAGCAGCGCUACCAGUACACCAGGCAGCAGGAGAGGCGGCAGCAGCGCAUCAAGAACCACUUGCAGCAGAGCCACCAGGGCCUGGGCCUGGGCGUCAACCUGUGGCCCUCCCAUGGCCGGCAGAGCUCGGUGUCGACACUGGAGGACGGAGAAGGGGAGAGGGAGGAGCGGGAGGAGGGUGAGGAGGGAGGCAGAACGGAGGAGGCGGGCAGCAGGCUUCCCACUGAGGACUACAUGAACCAGAUCAUCAACCGCUGCAAAAGCGUCAGUCUCAAACGAGCCUUCUUCCCACCUGCUGAAAGGGCGCACACAGCACCGGUGACCUGUAGUUCGUUAAUGGGGCUGGUAUUUUACUUGGUUUUACCCUGAAGGACGCACGGGGCAAGGUAGCAGUGCCUCUAUGUACUGGGAUCAUAGUCAACAUAAUUAUUGCCAGAUAUUAUGUCUGCAUUAUACUCCAGUGAUUUCUCUGACUACUCGUGUGUGUGUGUGUGUGUGUGUGUGUGUGUGUGUGUGUGUGUGUGUGUGUGUGUGUGUGUGUGUGUGUGUGUGUGUGUGUGUGUGUGUGUGUGUGUGUGUGUGUAUUUUUUAAUAGUAUGUACAGUAUGCCUUUGAUUGGCGUAUGUGUAUGCCUUUGUAAAUAGCGUGCCUGACUGAGAGAGGAUGCCUGAUGAGUUUUGUGAAUGACUGGUUCCAUGACCAAUUAUCUUGCCAUUUUUUUUUUUUUUUUGUGGUGAAGGGGCAGGGCAACAAAGUCCCUCCAACAGUAUGUCACAGCAGUGUGACCAUCACAGUGAUGCAAGCCAAUAAUAUUCCCCUCUGCCCUUUCCUUUAUCAGUUUAUUUCCCCUUUUUCCUAUUACCUCCCGUGACGUAGUUACACAUGAGGACUGUAUCACUCUAAUUAUCUAAAACUAAUUUAGAUUUUUCAAAAUCUGCACGUGUGACACGUCUUUAUUCUUGACAGCAAAAUCUACAAGUAGGAUUGGCUCACGACAGUCGGCUCCGCCAAUUGCAGCAAAUUCUGUGACCCAGGAUUACAGAAUUUGUUGUAGCAGCGUUUCCUGCUUUGCAAAAAUACCCACAUUCGCUAAGCUUUGAUCCUAACGAAUCUCUUGUUGAACAUUUUAUCUCUCCUCCUGCACCGUAGAAAACAUGUACUGUAUGUAGCUUUUGCCUGUUAAAAUGACAAACGUCACCCACAUUAGGACCGUUUUGUGAUCUCAGUCAGCACUUAUUCUGUGAUUUCUUACACAAACCUUAAGGUUAAAUAAAAACGUUAUUUUUUUUACUAGUUAUCCAGCAGCUGUUUUCCAGCAGCUGGACAAAUCUUCAGAGGGAAUUUUUGUGGCCCCACAGGUGUCGGCUCUGGGCAAAUAUAACAUUUAAAUCCUAUAUUUCCAUAGAUUGUGAUGGCUACUGGCAUGACCCGAGCAGCUGGCUUUGUGUACAUGCCAGCAUAGCGGAAGCCUGUGGAAAUGGUCGGGUUUAAAUGCUGGUCUUGCCCCGGGUAAACAUUUUAUCAGUCCGAAAAAAAAACUUUGGAGACACAACCUGCUACUGGAUAACUGUGGGGAAAAAAAUAACGUUUUGACCUUUUACCCUUAGGUUUACGUAGGGAACACUAUGUGAAUGAAUCACGGAGUAACAUACAGAAUGCUGAGGUCUCAGAUGUUGCCAUACCAACGGCAGAUUACAUCAGCUGUAUCCAAUUAAUAUUGACUUCAUAAUGGCUCAAAUGGAACUUUGUUUCUUAGGGGAAGAAACACCACAUCAUAACUGCGAGUGGACUGUGUGGUUUUGUAACAGAGUGGCUUCUCUAGAGAAUCUAGCUGAUUGCGUGACGUCAAUUUUAACCUUUUCAUAUUAAUAUUUUAAGAUGAUCAUUUUAAUAGUUCUGUAUCAGGACUUUGAGCAUUUGGAGCAAGUUGCUCGCGGAACACGAGGUGUAAAAGCAAGUAAGCACCACUUGUUAUUUUCAGCGUGCCAGACACUUAAUCAACAUUUCAUAUUUGACCCUGUUAAUCUAAUUAUCAGGUUGUAGGUGCAGGUUGUAAAGUGUUUAUGCCACCUCCGCUAACCAAGGGUGAUUACAGAUCUUAUAACUCUAACCUAAGAUGGUUCAGAUACAAAAUGCAAAUGUAAUACUGAAUUCAUAUUCCAUAAAACGUUAUUGAACCCCAACCUUAAUAAAAGCAAAGAAUCUGAGCAAUAAGAGGGAAAACCAAGAGGAGACUGUGGAGAAGAGAAUGUAAAAGUGGGGGAAAGACGUGUCACAGCCCGAUUUAAUUAAACUGAAUGUAGUCCAAGUUUGGUGUCAUCCAGGGGGGCAAUUGGAGGAUGCAUGCUUCCUUGGUGUAAGAUAAAUAACAUGUUGCAUCCUGUUGUUGUUGUUAACAAUAGACUUUUGUUUUUUUACGUCUGAAGGAAGGAGAAAUCAACGAUAUAGCCGCCCACCACCAUCCUUGUUAAAUUUCAACUAAUCACCCUGGAACCCUUUUGAUCAGCUCCUUUCAAAUCAGAGAUGAUUCAUGAAGGGAAGGAGAGAAGAACAAGAGGGGGAUGAUAAAAGGUAUUGGGUUGCAUCUAGAGUCAAUAUGCUGCUUUUUGUGUAGCCUUCAAACUAACGCACAUGGAACUGGGAAGAGAGAUCUCCCUUCUUUUUUUUUUUGUUUCGUAUUAACUUCCCCUUCAUUGUAUUCUUGAAACUGGAGACUAGAAAACACUGCAACUCCGGGCAUUUUGCCCACAACCUCUUUUUCAAAGUCAGACUUGCGUUUGGGCUCCAAACCAAUAUCUGGCUCUGCAUUAGUUUUUGAGGACAAAAUAAAAAACUGCUUCUGUACCUUUUUCAGAGUGUUUUAUUUUUCAGUGUUCCAGUUUCAAGUGACCAUCAGACUUGAAGCAGUCCUGAGCAGUGUGUGAAAGACAAACUAAAUCCUUUCACUGAAAUGAUUCCAGGAAUUGAUGCUGUAAAGCUAUACUCAAAUAUUUUAUGUCUCAUCACUAUGUAUAUCUGAUGUCUUAACAGCUAUUCCUUUGUGACAAUGAAGCAACCCAGGUGUCGCUAACCUCAUCCUUUUUUUUUUCUUUUUGUUUUUUUUUUUUAAAAAGAGUGUGAUAGAGACUUUUUUUUCAGAUUGGUGUGCAGUCUGUCUCUGGCUCCUUCUGUAUGCAUAAUUCUGGGUUUGUUUCUUAUGAUUGCAAAAAUGAAUCCUCAAGCCACCAAUUAAAAUAUGUCAUUUUUACAGAC
This is a messenger RNA of Perca fluviatilis (European perch), 4604 nucleotides long. RefSeq names its product heparan sulfate 6-O-sulfotransferase 1a (gene hs6st1a). Gene Ontology annotation, molecular function: heparan sulfate 6-sulfotransferase activity. NCBI's taxonomy places the organism in Eukaryota, Metazoa, Chordata, Actinopteri, Perciformes, Percidae. The record is from RefSeq and is a predicted model, not a curated record. Gene Ontology annotation, cellular component: membrane. The transcript has 5 exons. Bases 315 to 1721 code for a protein of 468 amino acids.